Molecule: messenger RNA, 1419 nt
Organism: Spodoptera littoralis (African cotton leafworm)
Lineage: Eukaryota; Metazoa; Arthropoda; Insecta; Lepidoptera; Noctuidae
Source: the annotation of a GenBank genome assembly
AUGGAAGUUUCGUAUUUUAAACACUGUAUAGUGCCCCAGUGUAUGAAUACAAGUAGAAAAACUCCGACUAAAUUAUUUAUACGUGUUCCGGUUAAGGAUAAAAUGCGAAGAAAGUGGUUAAAACUGGCAAAUAGGAGUGAUGCUCAUUGUUUAUCAACAACAUCGAGAAUGUAUUUCUGUGAAGAUCAUUUCGAUUUGCCAAACGAUAUGCUGAAUUAUACCGAGUACCAUAUAAUGGGAAAGGUGUCUUAUGUGCGAAUGAAACCGGGUUGUUUACCAAGUAAAUUUGAAUGUCAAGAAGAUAUAAGAAAAGGAACCUGCAACAGUGCAGAGCGGCCAUAUAUGAUAAAAAAAGAGAGAAUAUCUACAGUAGCAGAGUGUCUUCAAGAAAGUUUUACACCAAGUACUUCCCUAGCACAACAACCUCUUCAAACAAGUUCAGCAGAAGAAAUUGUGGUGAAAACAGAAAUCCCCGAUGAGAUAUUGAUAAAAACAGAACCGAUCUAUCCAGACGAAACGGUUCCGGAGGUGGCAGAUGUGAGGUUUCAUGAUAAAGGGGUUCAGACGAAGCCGGACGUGGAGGACAGGGGGGUGCAAGGAUGCCCUAGACGUUUCCGAAGCAAGGCGGUGCAGUACAACUCCGAUAUACCACCCAAGAUAACCUUCUUGAAAUUAGUCAGAGAAGAAACGGAGAAGAUGAUGGUCCGUGUGUACAAGUAUUUGCGUGACGAGUUGGAGAUUUUAAAGUUGAUGACAGCGGAACAGGUGUUGGUGGCACUGGAGCAGGUCUCGGGCCGCGCCGCGCAGGCCACAGGUGUCUCUGAACUUGACAUGCAGAAAACAUUGGACAAAUACAAAGCUUUACUUGACAAACAGCCUACGAAGAAGGCAUUGGAUAAAACAAACAAGCCGAAGAAAAAACGGAAACAAGGGAUGUACGCACGCACUUUCAGUUUCAGCAAUGAAUCCACGGAUGACGAGCAACCCCCUAAAGUUCGGGAAGUGGAAACGGACAGUGGAAGUGCCGGAGUCUCAGUACAAACAGUUACAGAACCAUCGGAUAUGGAAGUAGACUGCGGCGGAGGGAACUCCAUCGUCGAGACAACAGCUCGGAGGGAGACGUCAGUGCAAGAAGAAGUACACGAUAGCAACGGCGAGAGUACGGACGAAGCACUCGAAGAAGAACCAGAAAUAUACAUCAAGGACGAACCCCUGACUGAAGAUGUCGAUAGUGCUAAUCCCCUGGACAUCGGCGUGGUGGCUCCCUCUAUCGCACACUCUUCGCACACACCGAGCGAUACAUACUCCACCACUACAACAGACACACAAACAUACGACCCUGGCGAAGAUGUAAGAAUAAAAACAGAAAAUGGUGAAACGGAACCAAGCCACGAUCACACGUAUCAUAAAAAUACGUGA